Messenger RNA from Hippocampus zosterae (dwarf seahorse), 2261 nucleotides. Its product is annotated as zinc transporter 1. Gene Ontology annotation, molecular function: calcium channel inhibitor activity; zinc ion transmembrane transporter activity. Lineage: Eukaryota; Metazoa; Chordata; Actinopteri; Syngnathiformes; Syngnathidae. The record is from RefSeq and is a predicted model, not a curated record. Gene Ontology annotation, biological process: zinc ion transmembrane transport; detoxification of zinc ion; intracellular zinc ion homeostasis. Gene Ontology annotation, cellular component: endoplasmic reticulum; Golgi apparatus. The transcript is spliced from 5 exons. Bases 221 to 1564 code for a protein of 447 amino acids.
GCGAUAGACAGAUAGAUUGGAGGGAGGACGAUUGCGACUGUCUCCCCCUGUCUCACAUGACAGAGAUUAGAAGAGUGAAGAGUGGAAGGGGGAGAGGAGGGAGUAACGGUGUGAAGGAGGAGGAGUGUGGAAAUGUUGCAUACAAUGAAAGAAAGAUUCUGGAUUCGAGCACACACGAGCGUCCACUCACUAUCUCUCACAGGUCCUCUUCCUCGCAGAUAUGAAGAAGGUGUCACAGUGGUGCCAGCUGGGCAUCACCGUCCUUGUGCUGGUUCUGAAACUGAUCACCGGUCAGCUGUGCAGGUCCUUCAUCUUGCUGAUGGAUGGCUUCCACACACUCUUUGUCCUCGGUCACAUGGCUCUACCUCAUCCUCAGAAGCCAGCAAGCCCCUCUGGUUCAAGCACUUGGCCGUCUUCAGAGACGACUGAUCCCGUCAGCCCUCUCGGGUGUGCCAUGUUCCACCCUGUCGGCAGGAGACAGCCGGUGGGGGUCUUUAUGUUAGCCCUGCUGCUCACCUCUUUGUGCGUCUCCUGCCUGUUGGAAAUGGCCAGCUCGUCUGUGGAGAUGCAUCCUGUGGAGCGGCCCUGGCUGCUAGUUGCGGUGGGGGUUGUCGGUGUGUUGCACAACGUCGCGAUGUUCGGGAUGACACGGAGGCGGCGGGGGGCACAGGCCUGUGCUGAAGGGGAGCAUGAGUGUUACAUUGAAGUCAACCACAAAGCCAUGUCUCAGGAGGGCUCCGAAGGGGCGGGUGAGGCCGUGCGAGGCCCGUGUGAAGCCAGUGGAGUUCAGCAUGGGACGACUGCGUGCUCUCUCCGUAACAGGGAUUUCAUCUUCUGCAACCGGGUGAUCUCAACAAGAGGCGUGGAUGCUGAGAAGACGUCUGAGGAGCUCAAGACAGACAAAGAACACCCUCAGGGCAACAGGCAGCCGCUGACUAUGUGUGCGGCUUCUGUGGUGAUGGUGGUGCAGCAUCUGUCCACAUCGGUGCUGGUCUUGGUCAAUGGUUUGGUCAUGCUGCUGGUGGGCCCCGACUACCCACAUUUCCCGGAGGCCUGCAGCCUCCUUGUGUACCUGGAUCCGAGCUUUGCCAUUUUGGCUGCAAUCAUUCUGGUGGCCGCAGCUGUGCCGCAGAUGCACAGGUACGGGCUGCUGUUGAUGCAGGCCACGCCUCCUCACGUGAGCCUAUCGGAGGUGAGGGAGCGGAUCAGGAGCGUGCCUGGGGUGGACGAGGUGCACGAGCUCCACAUCUGGGAGUUGUACGACUCGUUCGUGGUGGCCUCGGUCCACAUCCUCUGUCACAAUGCCUUUCCCAUACACAGGUGUGCUGAUCUAAUGUCGGGGGUCACCAAGGUCUUGCAGAACGUCGGGGUGAGAUGCUGCACAGUCCAACCUGAGUUUGCUCCCCCUUCUGCCCUCCCAAAGUGUUCAACAUGCCCACCUCCGGUGCCAACCUGCAACUUGGCCUGUGAUAAACUCUGUGACACCCACGUGUGCUGCCCUCUGCCACAAGAGCCUGUCAUGGAAAAAUUGUUAAAACAAGACAGUCCUGUUUCAUUUUUGUAACAAGACAUGCAUGAAAAGCAAACAUCUACCCUUUGUAAUGUAAGAACGAAAAACCUCUCACUUGAAUUGUGCGUGUGAUAAAACUGUCUGAUGCCCGGGAUAGCAUAGCAUGAUCAACACGAAGAUAGCAAAGUGAAGAGUUGGGUUUUUGAGUGUAAUCUAUGUUGGAAAGUCAAGGUAUAGAAAAGUGACUGUUAUGAUCUGUCAGAAAGCAAAGAGACGAGGGGGGAAUGCUUGGCUGAGUGUACUUUUGCUUAUCUCUUUGAUGGCACGGUGGUCAGCUGGUUAGCACAUCGGCCUCACAGUACAGAGGUCAGGAGAUUGCAUGUUCGCCCCGGGCCUGCGUGGGUUUUCUCCAGUCUACUUUGGAUUCCUCACACGUUCCAAACAUAUGCAUGUUAGGUUAUUGAUUGCCCAAGUGUCCGUCAGUGUGAUCCUGAGGGCAAAUGUAUUUUUUUGUCUAUGUGUGCCCUGUGAUUGGCUGGCAACCAGUGUACCCUGCCUCAUGCCCGAACAGAGCUGGGAUUGGCUCCAGCAUGCCAAGCAGUUCAGAUAAUGGUUGAAUGUUUAUCUCUUAAUUGUAAGACAAUAAAUAAAUCUUCUUAUCAGAUACUUUAUUAAAACUGGAAUGUUCAACCGCCCCGACUGUCUAUCUAUCUAUCGAUCUAUCUAUUACUAAAAAACAACGCAUAUGAAA